Ochlerotatus camptorhynchus is the source of this 3486-nucleotide messenger RNA. It is a transcript of the gene dpr14, whose product is annotated as defective proboscis extension response 14. The transcript has 7 exons. The record is from RefSeq and is a predicted model, not a curated record. Gene Ontology annotation, biological process: synapse organization. Gene Ontology annotation, cellular component: neuron projection membrane. NCBI's taxonomy places the organism in Eukaryota, Metazoa, Arthropoda, Insecta, Diptera, Culicidae. The coding region runs from base 576 to 1520 and encodes 314 amino acids.
UCGUCUCGGUUAGUAACGAUUGAAAACUCUCGGGUGUCCGCAAAUGCCACUGGUUCGGGCUUUCUUUCUUUCUUUUUUUUGUACGCAGUGGACUAUUACCAUAAAAAUUGAUCACGGACGCUGCGGUAUUCAGGGAUAGAAGAGAAAGUGUUUUUCGUACAAGAGAAGAAAAAAUUGCUGCACAAUUUCCAAGCGAAUAAUUCAAUGAUAUAAUUAUAACUAGAUCGGCAUAGUGAACGUGAACCUGUGUGCGCAUAAUGAAAGUAUGAAUAUUAUAUUCCAGCACAGAAUGAGAGUGUAUGAUAAGUUGAGUUAUUAUUAUUCAUAAAAAGCCAGGCUGAAUUUUAAUGAAAGUGCUUCAUGGAGUAUAAAGGAAUGUCGGAUGUGGAUUACGCUUGGAAUAACUUGAAGCAGAGAGAGAGCAGAAGUUGUGAUUCAUUACGAUGCACAAUAAAACAUGAGUAUUAAUCAUUGCCCAAACCCGACAACAGCAGCAACAGUCACAACCGCCAACAACUGCUCGGAACAAUAAAAGAUUGAUAAUAAAAACAGCACGACCACUAUAAAAUGCUGCUAUGAGGCAUCCAACGUUUCGGCUUAUAUUAACCCUCGUUUCGCUGCACCACCUCACCGGAUCAAUACAAGUCGGUAAAAUCGGGCUAAAUGAUAACACUUUCAAAACAAUACCGCGACACUUCUGGCAAGACAUCUCCUCCCCGUACACCGAUCUGCCAGAUGACGACAUCGAAGAGGAGUCGGAGGAAAGCACCACCCAUGACCCGUAUCCGUUUUUCGACGACACGAACAUGACGGCAAAUGUAACCACACAGCUUGGCAACGACGUGUAUCUGCACUGUCGCGUAAACGAUUUGAGGGAACGAACUGUAACCUGGGUGCGCCGGAAAGGUGAUGACAUUCAUUUAAUCACAGUAGGCCGUCACACGUACAGCAGUGACUCUCGCUACUCGUUGCAGUAUCAGACACCGAAUGAUUGGCAGCUCCUGAUCCAGUAUGCAAAUGAACGAGAUGAGGGCCUGUACGAGUGUCAGAUUUCGUCCCAUCCGCCUCUGGUGUUUCUUGUAUAUCUGAUCGUAGUAGUGCCCAGAGUGGAAAUCGUCGACGAGCGAGGCUUAGCUACUAUAGACAAAUUUUACAAAGCAGGUAGCACCAUCGAGCUCAAGUGUAUCAUCAGCAAGGUCCCGCAGCCUACGAGCUACGUGACGUGGAAGCAUGGUAUGAGGAUGCUGAAUUAUGACACCAGCCGGGGCGGAAUCAGCGUAAAAACUGACCUACUGACAGGUGGCGCCAUGAGCCGAUUGUACAUUGCGAACGCCAAUCGGUACGACACCGGAAACUACACGUGCGCUCUGGCUGACAUCGCCCAGGCAACCGUAGCAGUCCACGUUCUCAACGGUGAAAAUCCAGCUGCCAUGCAGCAUGGUGGAUGCACUGAAGGUCGUCCACUGACCAGUACUAUGCUGCUGCUGUUUCUGGCGCUGGUAAUCUGUACUAUCCGGUGACUAUAAGUGCCAUCUGUCCUAUCCACUGCGAAUACUAAACACCCACAUUUGUUUAAUCAUUUAUCACUGUGCAAAAUCGUUAGUUCAGCUACCAAAGACUAUUGUGCAAGAAAAUUAUUACAAGCUAGUAACACUUAAAAACUACAUUUACCAAACACGUAUCUAUCUGAAAAAAACGAAACAAAUAACUUAAAAAAAAACUAAAUUUUGUAUCAAACGACCAGAUGUCGUCCUGAUCGACAAAUGUCAUGUAGCAAUGUUAGAUUUUUUGGUGUAUCUUUCCUACGAAUGUAUAACAGUACCCAUGAAUAUUAAAAUUAAAAUUAUUUCCUCGUCAUUCUUAGCUACGAUAUCGAUGGAAGCAAAUGUCAUGACAAAUGUGUUUACAUUCGCGCUGUUAAAUUAUUUUUCAUUUUAAAAUGAAAAUCAAGCAAUACUUCUCUGUUCAUUUUCGGGAGAAAAAAUCAAAUGUAUACUUCACAUACUAUCCGCCGAAACCAAUGAAAAAAAAACUAGGUAAGAUGUCAAGAUUCAUCCUGAAAAGAAUCUGAAAACAUUUUGCAUGGCAGGCAGGGGAAAAUCGUUCAGUAUUACACUCUAAACGUCAUUAGCCAAAAUUGACACUGUUUGUCUAAUAUUACAAAAAGUAACAAUAAGAACAAAGCAUGAAUGAAAAAUGUCAGCCAGUUUCAAAAUGUCAUAGCAAGCGGAUUCAGCAUAUAUCUUUAUAGAUAGUAAUAUUUUAUGGAAAUUUUAAUCGUCCAUUCAAACCAUUUCUUGUCACAGAACGGUCUCCCAAAAAUCAAGGCCAACUUGUCAAAAGUCGUAUUUGUCAGCAGCAUAUUAUCGAAGUUACUAAGGCAACCGAAACAAAUGUCCCAUAUCAAACUUUUUCCGACCUUUUCUAAUCUAAUUAACAAACAAAAACUGCACUGUCAAUGGUUUAGAAGAACAAACUAAAUGAAAAUGAAAAAUUUAUUUACUGUGUUUCAAGGGAAAAAAAAUCAUACAAUUAACGAGUCAAGUUGCGCUACUAACAUGUUUGUAGUUUCCAAUUGAGUAGAAUGUGAUUCUACCGUGAUGAUUCUAUUAGUAGAAAUGAACAAAAGAUAAAAUUGGAAGAGAACCUUUAUAUACCGAAAACCAAAUACGAUGGCGCUUAACGAAAACGGAAACAUUGAGUGAAAUUUGAUAGUGAGUAAAUUCUAUAGAAAUCCAAAUGUUGAUUUUAUAACCUGUAUAAAUAUAAUAUAAAAUAAUUCCAUAUAAGUGUAUUGCGCAUAAAAUAAGUCAUCAAAAACAAUGCUUGUAUUGGGACAUGACCAGUGGCUGCCAGACCAGACAGCCACUCGGAAAAUUUAAAAUAAUACCCAGGAACUAACGAGUGAAUAAAAGCUUUUAUAUCAACGAAUCGCUACCAUCGGCAAUGGAACGAAUGUUCCUAGCUAAUUGCAAACACGACUAGCAAUAUUUGGAACCAAUUAGGAACGAAAUUCAUUCAUCGCCGUUGUUACGAGAGAGAGGUAUAAAAGUAGAACCAGUAAAUAAACCCUAUUUAUGAAUAAUCCCAAUACGUUGAUGGACAAACUGAUAUCCAAAAGCACACAUGUGGAUAAAUUUAUGCGCAUGCAGACGGUGUUGUGACUAGAGAAAACCAAAAGAAAAUUAUGUCAGAAUAUUUAUUUUACGAAUCUCUGAUAGAUAAAGGAAUAUGCAUUUUUAUAACCACAUAUAUAAAUAUACAGUUCAACAGAAAGAAGAAAAAAAAAGGUAUAACUGCAAACCCGUACAUAGGAAUAGAGAGGUGAAUUUUAUAUUCAUUUUAUAUAAAUUUAAAUUAAUAACAGAACAAACUUAUCAAACUGAUAUGUAAAAUGAUGGUUGUGGUCAAAGCUAUAUGAUUAACAUAAAUAAUUCAUAUAAUAUUAGAUAUAUCCGAGGUACAGUAAUAAAAGUAUAUUAAUAA